UCGUCUUCCUCCUUCGUACUCUGUCUUCAGUCUGCCAGAGACGCUUCAGAACAAAAACAGACCAAAAUAUAAUUAUAUGCUUUUAUAAAAGGAAAAAAACUUUUUUUCUCUCAGUGAGGAACCCUAGAAACUUUCAUUCAUUUUCAUGGAAAAUCUCUCACAUUCUCGGAAACCAAACAGGGGUUCUUCUCAAGCUACACUCACCAAGCGAACGACAACUUGCAAUGUCGCCACCAACUUCUCCGGAAAAGCCAUGUACGACGAAGUUUUCGGCGGUCCACCGAGGUCCGGUGCCGGUGGCCCGACUUUGUCUCCGAGGCCAGAGGACUAUACCGAGAUUUUCGGCGGAUUUCACGCGUCUCGAGGCGCGUCGAUUCCAGUGUUGGAUCUUCCCUUGGUAGACGACAACGACGAGGUGAUGUUUGAUGUACGGGACCUGAGGUUUAACUACGCCGAGAUUUUCGGCGGAUUCGACGGCUUGGACUUCGCUGCUUCGUACGAGGAGCUGAUGAGACAAGUCAACGGUGGUGAUGAUCAUGAUCGUGAUGGUGAUUCAUCGGAUGAAGCUUGGAUGCAGGCAGAAACCAAGUCUCUGUCAGAAGGGUCAGAGCAUUCUGGAAAAUAUCAGUGCUUCUUGGAUGGAGAUUAUUAUGAGCCAAUUGAUAGCAGUAUGGAGUUCAAUAUAUCAUACCAUAAAGCUAAUCUUAGAAGCAACAGAGAUAUGCCAAAUGGGGUUACGCAUGUUGCUGAGCUGCAUGCUGAUCCUGAAUAUGCUUAUAUAAUUGAAACUCCCUUGCAACAGACAGACAACAAGAAUCCACCAUUGCAUGUGAGUGUGAUUGAUGAUAUCGAUCUUGAGUUCACUCGGGGAGUUACAAAGAAAAAACAUCUAAGGAAAGCUGUGUCCCAUCCUUCUAACUGGACUGCUGGUGAACAAACAUUUACAAACAACUCAACUCAAAGAGAAUAUCGAAGGAAUGGUUCUUGUUCUAAUGAAAUGUUUGUAACAAUUUCAGAAAUCAACCUAAGAACAAUGCCAUCUGAUGUGCCACCUCCCACUAGACCACCACCACUUGUUGAUGGCAAAAAUGGGGCCUAUCAAAAUGGUCAACAUGCUGCUUCGGGAGGGAGAGUGGGUGAUAGUUCACCUCCUUUCUUAGAUGUUGAGAUAGAUGCAAGCUCAGCUGCUGCAGCCUCUGCUGCUGCUAUGAAAGAAGCAAUGGACAAAGCUCAAGCAAAGCUGAAAAGUGCAAAAGAACUACUGGAGAGGAAGAGGGAGGGCAUCAAGAACUCUAUAAAACCAGAUUCAAAGUCUGAUGGAAAAGGUAAGAAGGAAAGGGCCAGUAAGGGUGUUGCUGGGUCCAGUGAUAUAAAAGAUGAGAGAGUGCAGGGAAUGUACGGAAAAGAAGAUAGUGGAAUGAAAAGAUCUGUUAGAGAGGACAGGCAAAAGGCUGUGAAAAGCCAGGCACCUGAUUCACUGGAAGGCGAGAAACUUUUUAAUGUUCCCAAAACAUUUGUAGCUGAGAAGCAUGGGAAGGAAUCCCAAUCGGUUCAAGAGUUUGAUGAAAUUGAUGGAGGUGGUGAAUGGCAGGAAGCAACUCAAUUUUUUGAAUUGGUUAGAACAGAAAAGUCAAGAACAGGUUUGGAGCAGACAAACAAUGAGAAAGUGUUGGUCCAGAGCAUGAAAUCUCAUGAGCUUCAGCAUAAAGCCAAAAAAGCAAACAUUGGAGCACUGGAGCAGGAGCAGCAACCAGACGGUGAUAAGAAAGUAGAAGCUGUUAGGGAAGACCAUGAACUGGAGAAAGUUGAGAGAGACAUGAAAACUGCAAAAGAAAGUUGUGAAAGGGGGGAAUCCUCCCGAAUAUCAAAACCAGUUAAAGAGGCCUGUAGGCAUAAAGGGCUUCAGAAAAAGGUAAGAGCAGUGCAAGAGGUUAGUGAACUGGAGGAGCAUGGGCAAUCUCUAACAGGAAGGAAACAUUUGGAAAAUGGUAAGAAACCAACUGGAGCUGAUGAAUUAGGAAAACGUGAGAAGCAAGUAAGUGCUCAACAAAAAGAAAAUAAAGUUGAAGUUGGGCAGGCUAUGGAACAGAAAGGGAAUGGGCAGCAGGAGAAAGAGACUAGUAAAAGUAUUGAAAGUCCAAAGAGAGUCAAGGAAUUUCAAGAAAGGGAAGAUGAGGAGAAAAGCUGGAGGGAGGUUUUUGAGCCGGAAAAAAAUGAAACAAAACUUGAACAGGUACAUGUACAAAUAGAGAAUGAGAAGAGGCUGAGAGAGGCUCUUGAGCUGGAAGAAAAAGAGAAGAGAUUGAAGGAAGCUUGCGAACGUGAAGAAAACGAGAAGAAAGAGAAGGAGGCGCGUGAACUAGAAGAAAGUGAGAAGAUUUGGAAAAUGGCUCUUGAACAGAUAGAGAAUGAGAAAAGUCUAAAACAAGAGCGUCUGCAGGAAGAAAAUGAGAGGAGACAGAGAAAGGCUCCUGAACAGGAAGAGAUGGAGAAGAAACAAAGAGAGGCUCAUGAUAAAGAUGAAAGUAAGAGAAGACCAAAGCAGGUUACUGAAGAAGGAAAAGAUGUGAGGCAACAAAAGGAGGCUAUUGAAAUAAAGGAAACUGAGAUUAGACUAAGUGAGGUUUGUGAAAAAGAAGCACUUAACAAAGGGCUCAAAGAAGCUUGUGAAGAAGAAGAGACUGCAAAAAGACUUGAAGAAGCUCUUGAAAAAGAAAACAUCAAGAAAAUGCUAGAAGAGGCAGUUGAGCAAAAAAAUUACAGCAAACCAGAGAAAGAGGUCCAAGAUACAGAAGAUGAAGUUAAACAAAAAGUAGUUGAGCUGGAAGAAACUGAAGAAUUGCAGGGAGUAAAUUAUGUGUACCAGCACACUGAAAGGGGUGAAAAUGGGAAGGAACUCAAAAUUGCUGAAGGAACUUGUCAACAUAUGGAGGGAGAGAAUCCUGUGGUAUCUGAUGAAGUAAAUAAACUGGAUUAUAGCCAAAAAGGUCAAGAAAAUCAAUUGGUUGGAAAUAAUGAUCAAAACUAUGAUGAUGUGGAAGAAACUGAAGAGUCCAUUCUUCAAGAAAAUGGAAAGAUGGAGGCUGAAUUCAGAGACAAUGAAAAAAAAUCGGUAGUAAUGGGGAAAGGGGAUGUUGAUGGAAAGUUAAAUGCAUCUGGAAUGGCACCUUGUGGCUUAGAAACUAAAGUUAACCAGUUUAGAAAGGAUGAUAUCUCGGUAUUGUGUCAUCAAGAUGAUGGUGUGAAGAAAACUGGUGAAGCUGGAAUUGGCAUCGGACAAAGAAAUGCUGAGAAGAUCAACAGUCUCCCAGGAAUGGACUGCGAUAAUGACAACCAAGGGCUGAAAUUUGCUAAUGAAUGGAGGGAAAGAGCUCGGACUAUCGAGGAGACCCAGGUUCCCUCACAUCUGGAAGAAAACAAGGGUAAGUUUGUGUCAGCUCAAGUGGUGAAAGAAUCUGUUGAAACUGCUAGGAAACCAGAAGCAGCUAAGGCAUCUGUGUUGGAAGGGAAAGAAAGCAUUCAGGGAAUAGUUCAGCAGUUUAAGAUAAGUCAGAGCACAGAAAGAAAAGAUGAGAAUAUUAAUGGGAGCCUUACACCUGAAGAGAAGGAGGUUGAAAGGCUGAAAAGAGAAAGAGAACUGGAGAAGGAACGUCUUAGAAAGAUAGAAGAAGAAAGAGAGAGGGAAAGGGAAAGGGAAAAAGAUAGGAUGGCUGUUGACAGAGCGGCUCUUGAAGCUCGUGAAAGGGGAUAUGCUGAAGCCCGAGAGAGGGCAGAAAGGGCUGCUGUAGAAAGAGCAACUGCUGAAGCUCGUCAAAGAGCAAUGGCAGAAGCACGUGACAGAUUAGAGAAGGCAUGUGCAGAAGCUAGGGAGAAGUCUUCUAUGGAGGCCAGGCUCAGAGCAGAGCGUGCUGCUGUGGAGAGAGCAACUGCAGAGGCUCGAGAGCGUGCUGUGGAAAAAGCAAUGGCUGAAAGGGCUGCUUUUGAGGCAAGAGAACGAGCAGAACGGUCUAUGUCGGAUAAAUUUUCAACUUCUAGAAACAAUGGAAUGCAAAUGAGCUCUUCAUCCUCUGAUCUACAGGAUCAGCUUUGUCAGAGCACCAGCUCCUUUGGUGGUUUAAGAUACCCGUAUGCCUCUGCAUACAAUGGAGUUGGAGGUGAAUCAGCUCAGAGGUGUAAAGCUAGACUAGAGAGAUAUCGACGAACAGCCGAACGUGCGGCAAAAGCUCUUGAAGAAAAGAAUAUGCGUGAUCUUCUUGCUCAAAGAGAGCAAGCGGAAAGAAAUAGAUUAGCAGAAACUUUGGAUGCUGAUGUCAAGAGGUGGUCGAGUGGGAAAGAAGGGAACCUGCGUGCCUUGCUUUCAACUUUACAAUAUAUCCUUGGGCCUGAGAGUGGUUGGCAGCCGAUUCCACUAACAGAAGUUAUAACUUCAGCUGCUGUAAAGAAAGCUUAUAGGAAAGCCACUCUUUGUGUUCAUCCUGACAAAUUACAGCAACGUGGUGCAAGUAUUCAGCAGAAGUACAUUUGUGAAAAGGUCUUCGAUCUCCUAAAGGAAGCUUGGAACAAAUUCAAUUCCGAAGAGCGGUAGCCCAGACUUGGUAUGGAUGCCAAUUGCAUCAUUACAAUUCACUAUGUUAUGAAAAUUUACACCGUUAGUGAGUGUAUAUCCUUGUCUAUUUUAUAUUUAUAUUACUCCAUGUAAUUUUGAGUGUAAUUUCAAUAUUUAAGCCCAAAAAGAAAUAGGUGCAAGAAUUUUGAGUAAACCCACAUUUUCCCACCUUGGAUUCAGAAUUUACUUUCAAAAAUGGAACACACAAUG
This is a messenger RNA of Durio zibethinus, 4816 nucleotides long. RefSeq lists its product as uncharacterized. Gene Ontology annotation, cellular component: cytoplasm; vesicle; intracellular membrane-bounded organelle. Gene Ontology annotation, molecular function: clathrin binding. The record is from RefSeq and is a predicted model, not a curated record. Lineage: Eukaryota; Viridiplantae; Streptophyta; Magnoliopsida; Malvales; Malvaceae. Gene Ontology annotation, biological process: clathrin-dependent endocytosis; clathrin coat disassembly.